AUGCCGGAAUCCAAGCAGGACUCCCUCCCUGACAUGCUGAAGCUGAUGACAGACGUCGAGAUCAAGAAUGACGUCCAAGUCAUGUUAGGGCCAGACGGUCCAGCAUUGUACACAUGGGGUGACGUGGACACCUACAUGAAGAAGAACGCCGACUCCUUGGAGCCUGACGUCGUUAGAAGCGUCAUGCAGAAAUUGCGUGACGCAUACAAGAUGAGGAAGUUCAAUGAGGAGCUAACGAGAGCCCUGGAAGCGGUCCAGAUCGGCACGAUUGCUGGCGGUGAAACGGACACCACUGACAACGACGACAAUGACACUGAUGACACCGAUAACCAGAUCCUCACCCCACUCAGCCGCAAUAGCGAUGUCGAGAAUGCAGGAAGGGAUGAAAAUCCAAUGGACCAUGGUCUUCGAGCCACCACCGUCGGCCAAGAGUUAGAGCAUCUUCUCCCGGAGGCACCGCCUGUCCGGGAUUAUCGCGACGCCAAUGGCUUCGACCAUGGUUUCGCCAUGAGGGAGGCAACCCCUGCCUCUGCCACCUACGUUAUCCUUCCGAACGACAAAAAGACAAGCAACAAGGAUACUUCACCAAACGAGGGUGGUAGUGGGGCAGCAGCAGCCUGCAAGACGUCCAAAAAAGACCAAAAGCCAGGACUGAUGGUUAAAGGCACCCCUCCACCGCCUCUCAUCUCGAACCAGCAGUCUCCGUAUCUCAUCCGCGCCGAACCUGGGCAGCGUACUGUCCUUGAACAAAAACAGACCGCAAACUCCCAGCCAUUGUCAUUUCCUUUGCACACGACCCUUCUUUCCAAUAUCUCCAUACACAACUCAUUCUGCCAACAUUCCUCCCACGUAACCUGGUUCGUCGUAGGCAGGGGCAAGAACGUGGUCGUCGUCAGUAAAACGGAGAUGUUUGCUGAACAGGCAGGAGGGAAGGAAAGGGAAGGCGUCAGUGCCAUCCUAGCGAAGUCUUCAACUCAGUGGGCGUUGCAAUUACUGAAGGAGAAAAACUUCUACGGCAUCCGAUCAUCCGCGCCUUUGGAGACGUUGACGAAGAUCAUACUCGUCAACGCUGUCGCCCGAAACGCUCGCGGCAGCACAACGGCACCAGCGAUGCACGAAGGCCGUGAAAGCUUGACCAGCAGCGAGGUCGAUGAGGACGAUAGCGGCUACGAAGCCGAUGCGGAUGAGCCAAAGGAGGAUUCUAAAGGGGCGGGAGAGGCAGACAACGCCGAUGAGCCGGACAGCAGCACCGACGGGACGGAUACGGAUACAGAUACAAGCCAUAAUUGGUAUGUCUCCGAUGCUGACUACCUCGCAUCCUGCCUCGAAUCCCUUGAUUACGAACGCGAAGGCGAGUACCAAGAUGGGGACGACGUCGUCGAUUACAGAUACGAUAGUUAG
Letharia lupina is the source of this 1401-nucleotide messenger RNA. RefSeq lists its product as uncharacterized. Lineage: Eukaryota; Fungi; Ascomycota; Lecanoromycetes; Lecanorales; Parmeliaceae. The record is from RefSeq and is a predicted model, not a curated record. Bases 1 to 1401 code for a protein of 466 amino acids. The transcript is spliced from 10 exons.